AGGACACCUAGUGUGGGCUGUUCAUCAGUCACACUUAGUGGUGAUCAUUUGUGUGAAAGGCAGAGAUGGACGACAUCGAGGCUAUGUUUAGUGACCUGCUGGGAGAGAUGGAUCAUCUCUCUCAGAGUCUAGAACAAGCAACAGCUUCGUCAGAAGUGGAUGGGACACAAGAGAGCUCCUUCUCCAUUGGCUUUAACAACCUGAAUGAGUCUCUUAAUGAGCUGGAGGACAAUGAGCUGGAUGCUCUGGUUGCUGAUCUGGAGUCAAAGUCAGUUCAGAUGCAAUCUUCCACUGUUGAAGAUACCUGCAACCCUACAGAAAAUCAAACCUCACCUGCCGUGUAUCAGGAGGCGGAGCCUGUAGUGACAUUUCCUGUGGUUACCACACAGUCGUCAAAAGUGAUAAAGAUGAAUGAACCCCAGACAAAGGCGGACAAAAUUAAAGUAGCUUUGGAGAAGCUGAAAGAAGCUAAAGUGAGAAAGUUGAUCAUAAAGGUGCUGAUGGAUGACAACAGCUCUAGGACUCUAAUGGUAGACGAGAGGCAGACCGUCAGAGACGUUUUGGAUAAGCUGUUUGAGAAGACACACUGCGAGAACAGCAUCGACUGGAGCUUGUGUGAGACCAACCCUGAGCUGCAGACUGAAAGAUAUUUUGAGGACCAUGAGUGUCUUGUGGAACCACUGUCUGCUUGGAGUCGGCACAGUGAAAACAAACUCUAUUUCUUAUCAAUCCCUCAGAAGUACAUGAUGUUCACUGAGCCGCAGAUUUUUUACAUGUGGAAGAAAAAGAAAUCGAGUGGCAUGAAUAGCCAAGCCAAAGAGCUUCUUAUCAAGGAGAAUUUUGGAGGUCCUACUGUUAUCGUUCCUACUCUUGAGGGCAUGUUAUACUUAAAAGAAGAUGGGAAGAAGGUUUGGAAACCUCGCUACUUCAUGCUCAGGGCCUCUGGGAUCUAUUAUGUUCCUAAAGGAAAAACAAAGUCUUCCACUGAUCUCGCCUGUUUUGUUCGCUUUGAAAAAGUCAACAUCUACACCACUAACAGCUACAAACAGAAAUACAGAGCACCCACAGACUACUGUUUCCUGUUAAAGCAUCCCUGCAUCCAGAAAGAGUCUCCUUACAUCAAAUUCCUGUGCUGUGAAGACAAACACACACUCCUGCUUUGGGUCAACUCUAUCAGAAUAGCAAAGUAUGGUGCAGCACUGUACAACAACUAUAAAGCUGCAAUGAAGAGGACAUCGGUUUUGCAAAUUCCCCAGUAUGCACCAAGCAAAGACAAAUCCAACAGUCAAACCUCCCUGGAAAGCCCAUAUCCAGGCCAGUUAGCCAUAACCGCUGAAGAAGUUCCCUCUGAAUCACCACCAGACUUCGUUUAA
Cyprinodon tularosa is the source of this 1373-nucleotide messenger RNA. Its product is annotated as amyloid beta A4 precursor protein-binding family B member 1-interacting protein-like. Gene Ontology annotation, cellular component: plasma membrane; cytosol. The transcript has 13 exons. The record is from RefSeq and is a predicted model, not a curated record. Gene Ontology annotation, biological process: signal transduction. Bases 66 to 1373 code for a protein of 435 amino acids. NCBI's taxonomy places the organism in Eukaryota, Metazoa, Chordata, Actinopteri, Cyprinodontiformes, Cyprinodontidae.